GGGCUGCUGACCAGCGGAGGCAGCAACAAGUUCAGCUGAAGACUGAAGCGAGAGCUGGGUCAGGUGGUAGCCACAGCAGCCACAGUGACCUCGGCAACCAUGGCCUCCUGCCCAGACUCGGACAAUAGCUGGGUGCUUGCCGGCUCUGAGAACCUGCCUGUGGAGACCCUGGGUCCAGAAUCCAGGAUGGACCCAGAAUCUGAGAAAGGGCCCCCUUGCAGCCCCUCUAAGAAGGAUGAUGAAGAGUUAGCUGGGGCCUUAGUUGGAGAAGAGACCAUCUUGCAGACUGACAGCUCACAGACAGGCCCCAUUCCACUGGAGGAGAGUGGGGCCAAGGGUAUCCUGGAAAGUGAUGGCUGUGCUAUGGAACCCCCUCACCCUGGAGACACAGUGGCCCAGGGAGACUUGGAGGAGACCCAUGUGGCGGCAGACUUGGACACACAGGAUCUAGAGGACCACAGCCACCCGCGGAGCCGGCCCUCAUCCCCCAAAGCAGUCCUCAUCCCUUCUCCAGAGUGGAUCAGGGCGGACGUCCAGUGCUCUAGCAGUGAGGAUGACACUGACGUGGAUGUGGAGGGUCUACGCAGACGGCGGGGCCGGGAGCCCAGUGCUCCUCAGCCCAGGGCAUCCCUGGAUGUGGAGGACCAGACCGGGAAUGAGGGUGCGGAUGGAGAACUGGGAAUCUCCCUCAACAUGUGCCUCCUUGGGGCCCUGGUUCUGCUGGGCCUGGGGAUGCUCCUCUUUUCUGGUGGCCUCUCAGAGUCUGAGGGUGGGCCCAUGGAGGAAGUGGAACUGCAGGUCUUUCCAGAUACAGGGGCAGAUGCUGAGAUGCCGGGUGCCGAGGGGGAUGGGCAGGAUAGGCUAAGGCAGCAGCUGCAGGCCUCCGCACCCCCUGACGGUGUCCCCAGCCUGCAGAACAUGGCCCUUCUUCUGGACAAGCUGGCCAAGGAGAACCAGGACAUCCGGCUGCUGCAGGCCCAGCUGCAGGCCCAGAAGGAAGAGCUUCAGAGCCUGAUGCACCAGCCCAAAGGCCUAGAAGAGGAAAAUGCUCGGCUCCGAGGGGCCCUCCAGCAGGGCGAGGCCUCCCAGCAGGCUCUGGAGUCAGAGCUGCAGCAGCUGCGGGCCCGACUCCAGGGGCUGGAGGCUGGCUGUGUCCGGGGCACAGAUGGGGUGUGCCUCAACUGGGGCACAGGCCCACAGGGGGGCCAGGUCAGCAAGGAGCAACACCCCAGGGGACAGCAGCCAGGCCCUGACUUCGUGGAGCAGAAGGAACGACUAGAGGCUGAGGCCCAAACAUUAAGGCAGGAGCUGGAGAGGCAGCGGCGGCUGCUAGGGUCUGUGCAGAAGGACCUAGUGCAGAGUUUGAAGCGUGCGGGCCGAGGGGACCUGGCUCAUGCUGGCCUGGCUGAGCUGGGCCACAGAUUGGCCCGGAAGCUGGAGGGCCUGCAAAGCUGGGACCAGGGCAUCCUGACCAAUGCUUCAGAAGCCUGGCAUCAGGAGUCCCGCUUCCAGAGUCCCAGAGAGCGUAGUGGAAAGGACAAGAGGCGGGAAGAGCAGGGGGACCGGAAGGUUGAGCAUUGGAAGUACAAGAAAGAGGAAUCUGGUGGGGAAAGAACGAAGAGCUGGGGGGGUGAGGAUAGGGAGCUGGCAGGGAGGUGGAAGGAGGGCAAGCCAAGAGUAGAAGAGUGGGGCAGCAAGAAGGAUGGCAAGCGACAAGUCCCCCAGGCGCCCCCCAGGAAAAAUGGGAGCCCCCACUUCUCUGGGGAAAGGCAGAAGCAGCCUUGGUGGAAGGAAGGGUCUAAAGAUAGGCACGACACCCUGCCACCCUGGGCAGAGCUGUCGAGGCACAAGUACCGGGCACCCCAGGGCUGCUCAGGUGUGCAUGAAUGUGCACGGCAGGAGGGCCUGGCCUUAUUUGGCAUGGAGCUAGCCCCAGUGCGGCAACAGGAGUUGGCCUCUCUACUGAGGACAUACCUGGCACGGCUGCCCUGGGCAGGGCAGCUGACCGAGGAGCUCCCCCUCUCUCCUGCUUACUUUGGUGAGGAUGGCAUUUUUCGCCAUGACCGCCUUCGUUUCCGGGACUUUGUGGAUGCCUUGGAGGACAGCCUGGAGGAGGUGGCUGUGAGACAGACAGGUGAUGACGAUGAAGUGGAUGACUUUGAGGAGUUUAUCUUUAGCCACUUCUUUGGAGACAAAGCAUUGAAGAAGAGGUCAGGAAAGAAGGAUAAACACUUGUGGAGCCCCAGAGUGGUGGGGCCCAGGGAGGAGCACAGCCAGCACCACCGGGGCUAAGGCCUUGUGUUGUCUAAUGCCUGGGGGCUGGCCUCCCAGUUAAACUGCCCUCUUCUUGGGAUGGUUCGUGUCUUUGGCUUGCCCACACAGAGGAGAUCACCCAGCCUUGCACUGAAGCUACUUGCGCUAGAAAAAGGUCACAGCCAGACCAGCCUAGCUGUCUGUGCAAAUGUAUGCAAAUGCUCAGGGCCUUGGGCGCCGGACCUAGGCUGCCAGACUUGUGCCCUUGUGAAGGGGGGAGGGGAGGGGAGCCUGGAGGGUUUGGUGUGUGGUGGAGGGCUGGUGUUCUGAGUCUGAAGCCAAAGAGUUUUCAUCCUCUAGUGUGUGUUUGUGUAUGUACCCCCAGAGUGGGCCCCUUGGCUCCACAGCUGCCUGUACCCCUGGGACUUGGCUAGAGUCCUGGCUGGAGGCCCAGCCUGAGGGCUUUCCCUGGGGUUUUGUUGGACUUGGCAGCCACUGUCCCCAGGGGUGAUGUUCCCUUUUUACCUCUGCUUCUCACAAGGCCUCACCUCCUGUGUGAACUGUAGACUUAGACCCCUGUACAGUGCUGUUGGGGUUGUGACACUGAAUGGGGGUGUCACUUAGGUGGUUUCUAAGCACAGGGACGCCCCACACCCACCACCGUCCUAGGCACUGCUACUUACCUCCUCCCACAUUCAUGCUCCCAACAAACCCCAGGUCCUCUGCACUGGAACUCCCCAUUUUGCUCAUAGCUGCCUUGGCUACACCCCUGGGAGAGUAGAUUUUGGAGUCUGACUCUUGGGCUCCAAUCCAGGCUGUGUGAUCUGGAACAAGUUAAUCUCUGGGAACCUUGGGUUUCUUAGUUUCAGAAAAGGGAUUGACAGGUUGGGUGGGGGUGUGGGGGGGAAAUGAAAUAAAACUGAAAAAAAAUGUGUCCUGUAUUUGUCACGCAAAAGUUA
This is a messenger RNA of Talpa occidentalis (Iberian mole), 3212 nucleotides long. RefSeq names its product PBX homeobox interacting protein 1 (gene PBXIP1). The transcript is spliced from 11 exons. NCBI's taxonomy places the organism in Eukaryota, Metazoa, Chordata, Mammalia, Eulipotyphla, Talpidae. The record is from RefSeq and is a predicted model, not a curated record. The coding region runs from base 100 to 2292 and encodes 730 amino acids.